Acanthaster planci (crown-of-thorns starfish) is the source of this 906-nucleotide messenger RNA. RefSeq names its product dual specificity protein kinase TTK-like. The record is from RefSeq and is a predicted model, not a curated record. Gene Ontology annotation, molecular function: protein serine/threonine kinase activity; protein serine/threonine/tyrosine kinase activity; protein binding. Gene Ontology annotation, cellular component: nucleus; kinetochore. Gene Ontology annotation, biological process: chromosome segregation; meiotic spindle assembly checkpoint signaling; protein localization to kinetochore. Lineage: Eukaryota; Metazoa; Echinodermata; Asteroidea; Valvatida; Acanthasteridae.
UUGACGGCCGGGUACGGGUGCAUUUCGACAGAUACUGCACGGUCUUCUAACGUUAUAUCCCAAAUUUUUCACCGGAGUAAUUUAUUGCUUAUUGCAAUGGAUCACACCGUGCAAGUCCAACGGAUCAUGGAAGCUGGUUGUCGGCCGGAGGACUGGCUUGUGUACCUUCAGCGCCUUGAGAAAGACCCUCACCUCUCAGACACGACCAACAGAUAUAGGUCACUCUGCAGUGUGUACAAUGGUGCCCUCAAACACAUUGCUCUAGACAAGAACAAGACCAAUCCAGCCUAUGCACAGAUCUGUAUCAAUUUUGCCAAACUCAAAAUGACCCAUGAUCCAGAUGAUGCUCGCAUGUUUUUCAAGUAUGCAAGAGCCAACAUAAAGACCUUAGCUAUUGUCCAUGUGGAGGCUGCCCAGUUUGAGCUUGAUCAAGGCAACAGGGACAAGUGCCUGGACAUUCUGAAAAAAGCCAAGAAUCUGAAGUCAGAACCAGAGCACAUGAUAGACACAGCCAUUCAACGGUUCAACAUGACUCUGACUUGUCUGCAAAGUGAUGAGAAAAAUGAUACAAGGCACAAAGGGGACCAUGGACAUGGGAAUAGAAGUGGCUUGAAACCUCCUUUAGGACCAACUACAUGUAUAAGAGUUAUAGCAAUCAGGCCGACUUCCCUUGAAAACACAAAGCCACAGAUUGCAGCGUUACAUCCGUUAUCCAAACUCCUCACACCAUCUCACACCAAUAGUCAACCCAGCAGCCGAGCUUGCAGACACCAGAGUCAAACUGCAGAUUGUGUUCAGUCUCAUCAGGGUCAACCUAAGCCAAAUGUUUGUGGUCCAGGGGAAACACCAGUCAUUCAUGACUACGUUGAUACAACUGUCAGCUUUGGGAGAUCAGGAGGAAGGUAA